AUGAGGAAGGCUACUUUAGCAGAAGUUGUUAAAUUCCUUGAAAAGGAAGUUUUCCAUGUGUUCGGGGUACCCGAAUAUAUUCAUUCCGACAACGGAAAGCAAUUCGUAUCAGAAACCUUCAAAACCUUUGCUGAAAGAUAUGGCACAAAACAUGUAAAAACUGCGUUUUAUUCGCCACAGGCGAAUGCUGCCGAAAGGCAUGCUGCAUCGUAUGAAUUAUAUCGAAAGCUGGGCGCACUUAGGGACUCCGAUAGCGAAAUCACCACGGGAAAAGACAACAUUCAAUUGAUUAGGGAAAAAAUUAUUAAUGAGCUGAAGCUAGCCCACGAACGCAAUGAAAAGGUUUAUAACACGCGAAGUAAGGAANUUGGUAUACCAAUGAUACAGCAUGCUGCAUCGUAUGAAUUAUAUCGAAAGCUGGGCGCACUUAGGGACUCCGAUAGCGAAAUCACCACGGGAAAAGACAACAUUCAAUUGAUUAGGGAAAAAAUUAUUAAUGAGCUGAAGCUAGCCCACGAACGCAAUGAAAAGGUUUAUAACACGCGAAGUAAGGAAGUGAGAUUCCAAUCUGGACAAGUGGUAUACCGCCGCAAUUUUAAACAGAGUGCACAAAUCGAAAACUAUAAUGCCAAAUUAGGCCCAAAACAGGUCAAAUGCAUUAUUUUAAAGGAAAUAGGAAACUCGAUGUAUGAACUCGGAGAUAUCAGUGGAAAGAAGGUCGGGGUAUAA
Rhagoletis zephyria (snowberry fruit fly) is the source of this 729-nucleotide messenger RNA. RefSeq lists its product as uncharacterized. NCBI's taxonomy places the organism in Eukaryota, Metazoa, Arthropoda, Insecta, Diptera, Tephritidae. Gene Ontology annotation, biological process: DNA integration. The record is from RefSeq and is a predicted model, not a curated record. Gene Ontology annotation, molecular function: nucleic acid binding.